Molecule: messenger RNA, 921 nt
Organism: Cucumis sativus (cucumber)
Lineage: Eukaryota; Viridiplantae; Streptophyta; Magnoliopsida; Cucurbitales; Cucurbitaceae
Product: NAC domain-containing protein 83
Exons: 2
Coding region: 1-921 (306 amino acids)
Biological process (GO): regulation of DNA-templated transcription
Molecular function (GO): DNA binding
Source: RefSeq, a predicted model, not a curated record
AUGGAUUCUUCAAGUGGUUAUUUACCAUUACCAUUGAAUCAUUAUGUUGGCGUCAAGUUUAGGCCUACCGACCAACAACUUCUUCAUUAUCUUCAUUGUAAGAUUUAUGGUCAGCCUUAUUUUCAAGGAGCUGUUUUCGACUUUGAUCUUUAUGGUGGAGUCGAGCCAUGGGAAAUCUGGCAAAGUUUCGGAGGAAUUGAUGGUGAAGAUCUUUACUUCUUCACUAAGCUCAAGAGGUCGACAACUAACUCUGGAAAUUUGUCUACUCACAUUAACCGCAAGAUUGGACUCGUCAAUGGUACUUGGAGUGGUGAGAAUUCAGCUAGUCCAAUUUAUGUUAACAAAGAUCAUGAACAAAUAAUUGGUUAUCGCAAGCGCUUUAGGUAUGAGAAUGAGUCGUUGGAAGAACACCAUGGUGAAUGGAUAAUGCAUGAAUAUAGCUUGCAUCCAGAUUAUUUGAGGUGUGAAGGUGUGGAUCCCAAUUAUGUUUUAUGUCGAAUAAGGAAGAAUCAAAGGGCUAAAAGAAAAUUAGAAACUGAAAGUGAGCUGAAACAAUCAAACAAGAAAAGAAUGAAGGUACGUGAGAUCUCUAAUAAUGAAAGACCAAAAGCAAAAACAAAAACAAAGAAAAGAUGUGACGAGUUACAACCAAUAGAUCAAAGAGCAAUAAUAUGUGAGACAAUCUACAACUCGGAUAUCAGACAUGAUGUGAAUACUCAUCAAGAUAUUACUGUUGUGGAUCAUGUGCCAAAUAUGACCACUAAUCAAGAUAACAUAAAUGAAAACACUAGUUUGGGUACCAAAGAAUACGUACCUUGCAUGUCCACUGACAACGAAUUGAGAGAUGAGUUCAACAAUGUUGACUUUUCUACUUAUUUUCAAAACAACUUCAACGAGACAUCAUGUACUUUCAAAGUUUGA